AUGAUCUCAAAUUUUGACGAAUUCUACUUUGUUGAAAAAGCAGUCACAGAAAUUUGGAUAUGGAUGUGGUUUGUUCAUCGUGUAUGGUCUACAGAUAAAUUUUCCAAUUUAAGAUGGCGUAAAAUUAAAGCAAUGGAAUUAAAAUCAAUAAUUACAACCUUGCUAUUAAUAGCAUUUCCAAUGAUGGCCAUUUAUGAUAUAUCAUGGAUCAAAAUUAAAUAUUCAGAAGGUCAUAUUGGACUGACAAGCACUAGUGCUGAUGGUCAUAAUGAAGAUAAAUAUAUUGAAAAGCCCUAUCUAGAUCCAAAUAAUUCAUCACAAAUUAUUUGGUCUAAAGAAAAUCAAAUAUUAAAAGAGACGGCCGACUAUUUACUCUGUGCCAUUUACUCUUUACAAACUGGCACGCUAAUUUUAUUACAGGCGUUUUGGAGCCAUUUAACAGAUCAAAUGGGCGAUAAGACAUUUAUGAAUUCUUGUGAAUUUAAAAUGUAUACUUUAUGGAGUUUUUUGUCAAUUCUGAUAUUUCCUAUACCGAGAUACAUGCUAGAGGACAAUCAGUUGCUUUCAGAAGUAGAUUGUUCCAAACCUUAUCUUUUCCAUUGUGCUUUUAUUGAUAUUUUCCUUGGCGAAAUGGCAAUAACGACAUCAACAAAUGCGCAAAUGAUAACAAUAAACGCUAUUUUUAGAGAUUUUUUAACGGUUUUAGCAAAUUUUGGAAAUUUGAUUUUAUGGGUGACGAUAAUUUUCAUUAUUUACCCAAGAUACCACAUAACAGGAUUAUUUGGUAGCUUAUCCCUAACCAAGAAAACUUUGAAUAGAUUGAGUAAGGUUAUUGUUAUUGUUAGUAAUGAUCAAUCAUCUUCUAUGACAACAAGUGAUGAUAGUGAGUAUUAUGAGGAAGAAGAUGUUGAAAGCGAUAACAAUAAGGGAGCACAAAGAGCAAGAUAA
Entrophospora sp. SA101 is the source of this 948-nucleotide messenger RNA. The record is from the annotation of a GenBank genome assembly. Lineage: Eukaryota; Fungi; Glomeromycota; Glomeromycetes; Entrophosporales; Entrophosporaceae.